This is a messenger RNA of Hemibagrus wyckioides, 8670 nucleotides long. It is a transcript of the gene cux2b, whose product is annotated as cut-like homeobox 2b. Gene Ontology annotation, molecular function: DNA-binding transcription factor activity, RNA polymerase II-specific; DNA binding. NCBI's taxonomy places the organism in Eukaryota, Metazoa, Chordata, Actinopteri, Siluriformes, Bagridae. The transcript has 23 exons. The record is from RefSeq and is a predicted model, not a curated record. Gene Ontology annotation, biological process: regulation of DNA-templated transcription. Bases 184 to 4605 code for a protein of 1473 amino acids.
AUCUCGUCCUGCCGCUCCGCUUCUUCACUCAUCAGCGUUAAGUUUUUAGGGGGGCUGCUAUUUUCAUUACAUUUUUUUUACGUGGAGGAGCGUCAACGUUGCUUAACGAGGGGAAUCCAGCCCAUAUAUUUAUUGUAGCCGGUGCAAAAAAAAUCUCCUCAAUAUACCCCAAGAUGGCCGCCGAUGUGGGAUCGAUGUUUCAAUAUUGGAAGAAAUUUGAUCUACGGCGGCUGCAGCCCUGCAAAACUGGGCCAACAUCAACAUCGAAGUUGCACCUUUGCAGAGAGGGAGCUAAAUUCAGUGGCAGCACAACUGGCUGGGCGACAGGAAGAGAGCGAGCACUCCCAUAAGCACGUGCUGGAGCUGAGCCGUGAGUUCAAGAAAAAUGUCCCUGAGGAAGUGCGAGAGAUGGUUGCUCCGGUCCUCAAGAGUUUCCAAGCCCAGGUUGUUGCCUUGAUCCAGCGCAGUAAGGAGGCAGAGUCUGCAUUUCUGGGAGUUUACAAACAGCUGAUAGAAGCCCCAGACCCUGCUCCUUUGCUGGAAGCCUCCUGCUCGCUGGAGGAACGUCUCGCCCAGCUGCAAAGCUCUUCUCCAGACAGUGAGUUUCUGCUCAAAGAGAUCUCGGGCCUCUGGAGGAGACACCUGGAGUGCCUUAAUAGUGCAGAUAGUGUAGAAAAAAGCCCAGAAAGCAUACAGAGAGUAGCGGGGUCAGAACAAUUUCCCCAUAUGAUGACCCCAAACAGCACACAGAGCCUCCAAGAUGGUGGCUUACCCUUUCACAACCACCAGGGCCUGGAAGAAAGGGAAGCAGAUGAACCAGAUGCUCUGUCUGUCAGAUUGGCUCAAGCUGAAGAGAAAAUCAAAACUUUUCAAUCAGCACUGAACAAAGCCCAGACAGAGCUGCAGGAGCUAAAGUAUAAAUACUAUAAGGAAAUGGCUGCCAAAGCAGAGGAACUGUCCCAGCUCAAGACAAACUUGGAGAAGGCCAACCAGAGAGCAGAUGUGGCCCAGAGGGAGUUGGAGCAACUGAAGGACCAGCUAACCAGCAGUCACAGCAUUUCUAAAGGGAGUGACGAGGGUCCCAGUGAGGGGAAAGCAGGGAGGGAUGAGAAGGACAAGUGCUCACCAUCACGGCUGGAAGCAGUGCUCUUCUCCAAAGACAGAGAGAUUCUCCGCCUGCUUGAAAAUGUCCAGAGGUUGCAGUUCACUCUUCAAGAAGUGCAGGACUCCUCAGCAAGUCAGCUAGCAGAUCUUGAACACCAGCUGGCCAAUAAGACAGAGGCUAUUGAAAAAUUAGAGGUUAAAUUGCAGUCUCAGUUGGACUAUGAAGAAAUCAAAACUGAACUAAGCAUUCUUAAAGCAAUGAAACUGACAUCGGCAAAUGGGAGCUCUUCCCAGGACACUGCAGAGGCUUUGCUACUUGACAAACAGUCAUUCCUACACUCCAACAAAAUUUUGACAGACAAAUCCAGAGUCCAACACUGUCCUGAUGAAGAUCAUUCAGAUGGUUCCAGUAGGGAUUUUGGGCGCCCCAUGAGCUCGUACUCCUCCCCUCCAGGAGCGUUACCAGUGGACAGUCAGUCAUCCUCCAGUCCAGGACCACCUAAUCCUGAUGGAACCUCUGGGACUCAUGAGCUCCCACGAUCAUUCUCUGCAUCACCGUUCUCCAGUGAGAAGCAUGCUACAGGGCACCUCCUGCAGAAGCAGCUCCUUUCUCCUCACUUUAAGAAGGAUGGCACCUCACUCAUGGCCUUUCCCACUGCUCUGUUUGCUGCAAAAGCUGCCCUCAUGUCAGCCAAUCCAGGUUCUUCAGGUCCCUUGGUGAUGGAAACUGGCUUAGCUAGUGACCAGUCAGAGUGCGGGAGCUCAGGAGGUGGGGAUGAGGACCACCUAGACACUGCAGAGAUAGCCUAUCAAGUGAAAGAGCAGCUUCUCAAACAUAACAUUGGUCAGCGGGUGUUUGGCCACUAUGUGUUGGGCCUCUCCCAAGGCUCCGUCAGUGAGAUACUGGCUCGGCCCAAACCCUGGAGGAAGCUGACAGUCAAAGGCAAGGAGCCCUUCAUCAAGAUGAAGCAGUUCCUGUCUGAUGAACAGAACAUCCUAGCCUUGCGCACCAUCCAAGUUCGCCAGAGAGGGAGUAUCACUCCUCGCAUCCGAACUCCAGAAACUGGGUCAGAUGACGCUAUUAAGAACAUUCUGGAACAGGCUAAGAAAGAGAUCCAAUCACAACGAGGAGGUGAUGGUAAGUCCUCUCUAGGCUCCUCGACAGGUCGCAGCAGUAGUGGUGGUGGCAGUAGUUCAGAUGAGACUAUUAAGAGCAUAUUGGAGCAGGCGCGUCGGGAAAUGCAGGCACAGCAGCAGGCCCUGCUUGAGCUGGAGGCUAGCAGCCAGAGUCUAUGCUCGCAGGAGUCCCACAAGACCAUGCCUGGCCCUAUGCCCACCUACAUCAAGCAAGAAGAGGGCAGCACCAUGCCUAUGUGCCCAUCCAACCCCAUAGGCAGCCCCCAGACCCCCCUCAGCGUUCUGUCACCUGCUGCUUUUGUCCAAAACAUUAUCCGUAAGGUUAAGUCGGAAAUCGGCGAGGCUGGAACAUAUUUUGACCAGCACUGGUCUCGUCCCUUUACCUCUGUCUCACCCUCACUCUCCUCUUCCUCCUCCUCUGUGCCCUCUACAGUGCCCCGGGUUUGGAAUGUGGAAUGCCCCCCGGGCACAGAGGAGGGGCCAGGCACUGAGGAGGAUGAACCUCCACCAAGCCGACCUGUGAAAGUGGAGCCAGAAGUGUGUGUAAGCGGGGAGCAGGCUGCAUGUGGAGGACCGCGAAUAAACUACUAUUCCUCCUACAUUCCUCGCACUCUCAAACCCACUGUGCCACCACUCACACCUGAGCAGUACGAGAUGUAUAUGUAUCGUGAGGUGGAUACCAUAGAACUCACACGCCAGGUCAAGGAGAAGCUGGCCAAGAAUGGCAUUUGUCAGCGGAUUUUUGGAGAAAAGGUACUGGGCCUUUCUCAGGGUAGCGUGAGUGACAUGCUGUCUAGACCCAAACCCUGGAGCAAACUCACACAGAAGGGACGAGAGCCUUUUAUUCGCAUGCAGCUGUGGCUUCUGGACCAGUUAGGACAGAGCCUCAAUCAGCAAUCCAACCACAGUCACAACAAUGACAAAAGUCCAGUGACAUCUCACUCUUCACCAUCCCCUCCAGUCAGCCCAGAGGACAACCAUCCUAGUUUACCUCUGGAGCCAGUGAGUUUGGUGCUGGAGAGCAGCAAGGAGAACCAGCACCCUCACCCACAGCACACAGAACCUCAUGGAGUGAAGGGCACAGCAGGCACAUUAGCACUCCAGCAGCCUCACAUUCCACUAGGUAUUCAGGAGCUGGUGGCCAUGUCGCCUGAGCUUGACACAUAUGCUAUAACCAAGAGAGUAAAGGAGGUGCUGACUGACAACAAUCUAGGUCAGCGUCUAUUUGGCGAGAGUAUCUUAGGCCUUACACAAGGUUCUGUGUCAGACCUGCUGUCCAGGCCCAAACCAUGGCAUAAGCUGAGUCUAAAGGGCAGAGAACCCUUUGUGCGCAUGCAGCUGUGGUUGAAUGACCCACACAAUGUGGACAAACUGAGAGAUAUGAAGAAGAUGGAAAAAAAAGCAUACCUGAAACGCAGAUAUGGCCUGUUGAAUCCUGCCUCAGACACAGACUCUCCACUAGCACGUUCAGACUCCAUUAGCCCAGGCCUUGCACAAAUGGAGCUGUGUGCCUACAGUCAAGCUAAGAAGCCCAGAGUAGUACUAAAUUCAGAGGAGAAGGAGGCUCUGAGGAAAGCAUACCUUCAGGAGCCCUACCCAUCCCAGCACACCAUUGAGAUGCUGGCCACCCAGCUCAAUCUCAAGACCAACACAGUCAUCAACUGGUUUCACAACUACAGGUCUCGAAUGCGGCGCGAGGUCCUUGUGGAAGGUCCCCAGGACAAUGAUGCUGAUGCAGAGUAUAACUUCUCUCCUUCAGUGAGCUGCAGUCCUAUUUCAGAUGUAGAUGAAAGGAAAAAUGCCCAUUCAAGUUGCGAUGGUCCCACAAUGCUCAAUGUCAAACAGGAAGUGGAGGAAGAGGAGGAGAAGCUGCAUAUCAGGCAAGAUACAUGCUCUUCCAUGACUGUGCAGUUCACUGAGAUGAAGACUGAAGAGGAUCAGACAUCUGGCAGCAGGGACCUGACAUCAUGUUGUCCUCAAAGUCUCAGGCAGGAUGAAGCUUGCAUCCACAAACUUAGUGUUUCCUCAGAAAACACUCAGAAAUGCAACACAGUCACACUUGAAGGGGAAAAUAAAUCACCGGUGGACCCAGCGAGCUUCAAGGCAUCAUCUGAGGCAUGUCGCAGCAGUCUGGAGGUGUCCCUUGACUCACCCUCAGCUGCCUCCUCUCCCGGCCUCAUGAUGUCUGUCUCACCUGUGCCAUCUUCUUCCGCCCCCAUUUCUCCAUCUCAGUCUCUCCAGUCUAACACCAAGAUCAGCAAGAGCACACAGAGGCGUGAUGAGAAAAUGGCCAACCUUAGCAACAUUAUCCAUCGACUUGAACGAGCAGCCAAUCGUGAAGAGACUCUGGACUGGGAGUUCUAGAGCUUCAAGCUCAAAGUUACUCUGAGUCCCUCAAGAGGGAUUUCUCAAUCCUGAGGCUUUUGCCUGUCAGCAGGAACAAGGAAGCGAUAUCUUCUGUCCCACAGAUAAAAUAUUGUCCUGUUAAAGACUUUCCAAAACUUUAAACAAAUGAUUAUUUAUAAACAUGUUUUAGGUAUUUUGAUAAAGGUAUCCUACUUUGAAUUAUAUGUUACAGCACUAGCUGUCAUGUUUUAAACCAAGGAGCAAAGAAAUACUUGGAUGUGAAGACUUUGCAGCUAUGGUGUCAUGAAAUGCACACUGAAGUUCUAUAGAUUGCCACUGGGUGAGAUUAUUUCAAAGUGAGACCUCUGUCUUAAGCCAUCAAAAGCACUACUUAUUUAAAAAAAAAAAAAAAGGGACUCUGACCAAAUUUGCUACUUUUUGAAUAGCAAUUUUUCAGAUUUUGUCUGUAAAACUGGACAGUUAAAGUCAAAUAAUGUUGAGAACUUUAUACUGACUUGAGGGAUAGUCCUUAAAGACUCUAAAUAGUGAACAAUACAUAUGUACUUAGUUUCUUGUUGACAUGUUUUGGAACAUUUGUUACUCAAGCGUAUAAUGUGUGGUUGUACGUGCUGUAGAAAUUGUCUGCAAUAGCCUUUCUCCGAACAAGAUGUAGCAUGGUACUCAAAUUACCCUCUUAUCCUCUAUAGAUAGUAUCCUGUGAUAUACUUGAGCGAUAAAAGUGAAAACAGUGGAAAAUUCAGCAAAAAAAAAAAAAAAAAAAAAAAAUUGAAAAAAGGGAUUGUAAGAAAAAGAUUAUUGAUAUAAUAUUUUGGUUGGUUUCCUUUAAGGAUUCUUCGGGGUUUACAGUAGGGACUUUUUGUGCACUUGGAAGCAAGUGAGCCAUUCGAAACUUUUGAGCAAUGUCUUCAUUAAUUCAUAUUGCAUUUACCUCACACUUCCUCUGAUGCACUGAUCUGUCACAGACAUGGGGCAAGGCAAUGGCCAUAACUCAGCAUUAUGGUUCUGAACUAAGGAUCUGAUCCCUGCAGUUCAAAAAUCUAUGCUUAAAAGUUCUACCAAUUAUGAUUUAAACAAUAAUUCAAUAAUGAUGUAAUAUAAGCUUGAACUGAGUCUCAAUACACACUACAUCAGGAAGUGAUGGGGCUUGCUGUUUCACUGGGAACAUUAUAGCAUGCAUAAGUUUCAAAAAAACAUUUAUUCCUGUUUCAUUGGUAGGCAUUAAUAAGUUUAGGAAUCCUGGCCUUCUCAGCACAUGUAGUCACUCUUGUGCUUGCUGGUCCUCUAGGAUCCCAAUUAUCCCUUAUGUGUGUGUCAUGGCAAACAUAGGCAGAGGCAACACCCUUAAUAAUAGAUAUCAUUUAAUAUAUACCUCUAUCACUGAUUCAUUGUAUUUUUGCAUGGGCUGUCCAAUACCACACAGUGAUGUGCUGUAAUGUGGGUUUCACCAUCAUGUCUGUCCCUGAGAAAUGAAAUCAGAAUAGGCACACUUGAACUUUUUUACAUAAGUAUAGUAAAUACACUGUACUUGAGUAAUAAAUGCAGAGGUUGUAGUAAAACUGAGUGAACACAAAGUGUUCACAGAAAUGGGACAUUUCAGUCAAAUCUCCUCUUUCUAGAAGAUUGUGUACUAUACCACAAUAUUGCAACCUUUACAUUUUAAAUAUGCAUAUACAUAAAAGCAUACAUUAGAGUGAUUUCAUACUAGCCAUUUUUUUCCUACUGAAAAAGAGCUGACUGGAGCACCUUUUGUAAUGAGACGGAAAAAGCAGCUCACUUUGGUGAUGAUGAUGUUGUGAUUUUGAACAGGGAAAAUCAAAAGAAGGAGAGCUCCAAUGUGGCCCAAAACACACCAGUGGCAGUCAUAAUUCCUGAAGGAUUACUUGGAAAACAUGAUGAUGUUUCAGGGAAAAAAUGUUUAGUUUGAAAGCAGCCUCAUGUGACACGUGGAUUGGGGUCAGAAAAGUGGCAAAAUGAAAUUAUAUCACAUAGAUCCUAAGAUUUUUAAUCCCUCAAGACAGGACAUUUUGCAGUGUUUAGUUUCAAACUUCAAAAGCUAAAACAGGAAAGUUGUAGUAAUGCAUUGGUGUAAGAUUUAUAAAACGUGUCAAAGGGGGAGAAGCCAUGCCAACAGUUUUAACCAUAACAUAAUCACAUAAUUUAGUGAGUUUUGAAUUCCUUUAUUUAGUCAACUUCUAAAAUAUUAAGCGCCUAAACAAUAUCCCCCCCACCCCCACCCCCCACUUAUCCUUUAAGUAAUUCAAUAAUUUGCCUGAGAUUUGGGGGCAUUCUGCUGCUGGGUACUGAAAUACCUUGAAAUACUUUUUUUUGGACACAAAUACAAGUGUUUUGCUACUGAGUUUAGUUUUUCUUUAUAUUUUCUUGGUAGAUGAAGGUCUUGAAUACCUCAUAUAAGAACUACUUUACAGCACUUACUGUUUUUAAAAAAAAUUGAAUAUUUGAGAAUAGUGAAAAUAUGAAAACUGUUCUAAUUGUCUGUUCCACAGGUCUUUGCCUUGAUGUAUUGUUGAAGUUGAUAGUAAAAACACUUGCACAUGUCUUAUUAGUACUGAGGAUUGAAAUAAUAAACACAUGUAUAGAUAUAUGAAUAUUACACAUUUACUGGGAAAUAAUAUCUUAGGGUUCUUGUUGCUAGUGUGCUGAUGUGUUUAAAUAGAGUGUACAGUUAUAUUAACCAAACACACAGAGUCAGACCUCGUUUGGCAAUCUUGGCCAUGUUCUAGAACCUUCUCUCAGGGUUAUCUAGCUUGUUUAAGCUUUAUCAAACCAGUCAGGUUACGUUGCUGGUUAGCUUAAAUUGUUCAUGACUUCUGCUUGAUUUUCCUGCAACACAGAGCAAUUUUAUUUAGAGCCUAAUUCCUGUGUUCUUCACAAUUUCUAGCAAUUGGAACAUAUUGUUACCUGAGAAUAAGUUCAACUAUGAGCUGAAAUUGGGAUAUUGAAAGAGCAUGUGUGUGUGUGUGUGCUAAUUCUAAGCUAAUCUCUUAGUCUUCAGUACUUUAUCAAAAUGAUGUACAUUUUUAGCUGAUUUUCUCCAAGCAUGUUAGUUUGUUUAAAGUACCUUGUCGUACCAAUUGUGUAUCAUAUUUCAAGGUAUGUACCAUACCCAUGAAUAAUUUUGACAUCAUUAUCUGAUAUAGCAUAAUAGUUAUUCAGUUAUAUAUAGAAUUAUUUCAGAUCUCGUCACAGUAUACCAUCAUACCAUUCCAAGCCUACGUUUAAGUGUGAGAUCAUUUCAGCUAAUUUAAUGGGUAUGUGCCUUUGGCAAGCCAAAAAAAAUAAAUGGUAGUAAUUUACGACUGUUGCUUUAUGAGAAAACUGCAAACAAAAAUCCAGGUAGACUGUAAUUCUCUUUAUUCAAGAGGGAGUUUACUGGACAUUUAUUAAACACAACACUGGUCUCUUCUGAAUACUGACACUGCCCAUUUACUGCCCGCAGCAGAGAUGAUUCAUAAAAGCAAAAACAAUGCCAUCACUUGAAUGAGCUCAAACUUCUUUAUGAUACUUUAAUUUACUUAUAAUAUUUUCAUUUUGAUCUCUGAAUUAUGACUUUACUUCAGAUUUCUUUUUUUGCAUACAAUUUUGUUACAUUUGUAUUUCCUGUAAUCAAAAAUAAUAACUUGAGAGCAGUUCCUUGCAUGCCAAUACAGCAAUUUGUAAGGAAUUUGGUGAUGCUUGGAAACUCCGAUUUAAUCUCAAAAUUAUUUUCACCACAAAGAUCUUGUUCAUUUUGGUGCUUGGGUGUAUUGUAACAUAUCUUAAAACUCCCUUAAACAGUCUUCAAGACAAAUUAUGAAUUAGAAAGGCUUUAGUUGUGUGAAAUUUGUUUUGUAAUAUCCUUAUGAUGUGUGAAAAAUGGCUCCUGCAAUAUUUCAACAUUUUGUUCUGAGCAGCAAAAACGAAAAAGUAAUUGACUGAAAGUUUGAGACAUUUUCACUUCUACCCUUUCCUGUGAAAUAUUCCCGUUUUGACACGCAUCUCACAUGUCAUGUCUCAAUCAUAUGUAUCAAGCCAUUGUUGAAUACAGUGCAUCAUUAUAUAAAA